AUGCGUAUAGAAACUUGUUAUUUUUGUUCUUCCAGGAUUUAUCCUGGUCAUGGAAUACAGUUCGUGAGAAAUGAUUGUAAGAUUUUCAGAUUCUGCCGUUCAAAAUGCCAUGCCGCUUUCAAAAAGAAGAAAAACCCGCGUAAAACUAAAUGGACCAAAGCCUACCGCAAGACGGCAGGCAAAGAGCUGGCGAUCGACCCUUCGUUUGAAUUUGAGAAACGUCGCCAUGUACCAGUGAAAUAUAACAGAGAAUUAUGGUCGAAGACUAUAGAAGCCAUGAAAAGAGUAGAAGAGAUCAGGCAGAGGAGGUCGAACAACUACAUAAUGCAGAGAUUGAGGAAAGGUCGUGAAGUUGAGUGGCAGAGAGAUGUCAGAGAAGUUCAAAGGGAUAUUUCACUGAUAAGAUCACCAGCAGCCGGUCUGAAACAACGCCAAGCUGCUGAAGAAACUGAAAUGGAUGUGGAACCCGAAACUAUUGAAAUUGUCGAUGCUAAGGGCCGCAAGCAAGUCAUAGAGGCUCCUGUCAUGGUACCUGCCACUGGAGAAAUGAUUGAAGAUGGGGGAGAUAUAGAAUUAUAA
Molecule: messenger RNA, 579 nt
Organism: Chilo suppressalis (striped riceborer)
Lineage: Eukaryota; Metazoa; Arthropoda; Insecta; Lepidoptera; Crambidae
Source: the annotation of a GenBank genome assembly